AUGCUGUUAAUAGAAACACAAACAAACAACGAAGAACAGAAUGGUAAUAGUAAUAGUAAUGGUAAAGCAUUGGUAUCAUCUACUAAAGAAUUGAAAAUUAAAGAACCAAGUUUCUAUGGUGUUUUAAAUAAACCAAAUAUUGAAUUUGUCUAUUUUGGAAAUUAUAAAAUAUCACCAUGGUAUGGAAAUGCUGCUUAUUUUUAUCCACAAGAUUUAUCUCAUAAUUUAUUAGGUUAUGAAUAUGCAAAUAAAGUAGCAUUGGAUCCAUUAGCUAGAAAAAGAAACAAAGAAACAGAUAAUCAAGAAAUCAACACCAAUGUAAUAUGGUUAGAAAACUUAUUCGUAUGUCCAUUUUGUUUCAAGUAUACUGCUAAUCAACAUGAAGGCAAUCAACAUCAAGUACUAUGUAAAUGUAACAAAUACAGACCAAAUAUUGGAAAAUUGGUAUAUUAUGACUCAACUUCAAAUUAUAUAAUAAGAGAAAUAAGAGGUUUUCAACAUCCUUUAUAUUGUCAGAAUUUAUGUCUAUUUGGCAAGUUAUUCCUUGAUGAUAAAUCCAUAUAUUACAACAUUGAUCAUUUCAACUUUUAUGUCAUUUAUGGAAUGGAAUCAGAUAAGUAUAUUCCAAUGGGUUUCUUUUCAAAGGAGAUGUUAUCAUACGAUGUUGAGAAUAAUUUAGCAUGUAUUUGUAUUUUCCCACCAUUUCAACGAAAGAAAUUAGGUACUUUAUUAAUUGAAUUCUCAUAUGAGUUGGCUAAAUUUACACCAGGGCAAUAUCGAUCAAGUGGGCCUGAAUUCCCGUUGAGCCCAUUUGGACAAAUUAGUUAUCUAAGUUAUUGGAGUAAGAAGAUAGCUAAUGUGAUAUAUAAAAUGAAGAACAAGAAACUGAUUACGGUUGCUGAGGUGAUGAAAUACACUGGGUUUAGAAAAGAGGAUGUAUUAUUAACUUUAGAAAAUAUGAAAAUUUUAGUUCAGGAAGAUUUGGAUAGUUCUGUAUUAUUGUCUAUUAAAAAUUUUGAAAAUUGGUGUCAAUUGAACAAUCUUGAUCCUUCAAUUGAGGUGAAGUAUUUAAAUGAAGAAUGCAUUUUAAUAUAA
This is a messenger RNA of Insectozyma verbasci, 1095 nucleotides long. NCBI's taxonomy places the organism in Eukaryota, Fungi, Ascomycota, Pichiomycetes, Serinales, Debaryomycetaceae. The record is from the annotation of a GenBank genome assembly.